GGAAACCCUAGUUCCAUCGAUUCAGUUUGAGCCUCGCAAUACCUAUCUUUCUCUCUCUUCUUCUUCUCUCUGUUCAUCAUCGUCUCUUUGUAUUUUCUCAUUUUCGCUCUUAUUCGUAUGUAUCUCCGCUGCUGUCAAUUUUGAUUAAACCAAUAUCGAACUGACGCUCGAAUCGCGAUCUCUUUCGACCGAUCUCUCAAUAUCUUUCGCCACAGAACACAACUUGGUUUGGAAGAAAUGUCUCCUGCAUCGAGAUCAAAGUCGAAAGACAAAAAGGCUGGAAAAGAACCAGAGAAGACUCCUUCCAAGCCAUCUGGAUUCACUGGACCGGUGAGUGGAUACAAUCCACUUUUAGGGAAAUUUCAUGCCCUCGAGAUAUCACACACAUCAACACCUUUGUCCAACUCCAAUGGUCGUUUUCGUAACAUAGAUGAAACGGAUGAUCAAUCCGCGAUUUCCCUUGGAACCGGACUUGACUUUGAUGCAGUUUCUAACAAUGGUAGCUGGUCUGGUGAGUCAGAAGAUACUAAAGAAAAGACAUCUUCUCAUCAAGCCUCCCGUCAGGAAUCAGUGCCCGGGGCUGAUAAUGAGAAAAGAGAAAAGAUCCGUCAGAAAAAUGAAAAGAAGCAUCAGCGUCAAAAGGAGAGACGUGCACAAGAACUGCAUGAGCGGUGCAGUGGCUUUCUCAUGUCGAGAAAGCUUGAAGCUCUAUCUCAACAGCUUGUAGCAAUGGGAUUCACCUCAGAACGUGCAACAAUGGCCCUUAUAUUGAACGAAGGUAAAAUUGAAGAAUCCGUUGCUUGGUUGUUUGAAGGUGUUGAAGAAGAAGAAGCAGAUAGACAUAAGGAAUCUAAUAACCUGGACGGAGGUAGUCUGAAAAUCGACAUUACAGAGGAGCUAGCCCAGAUUGUUGAAAUGGAGGCUAAGUACAACUGUUCGAAGCAAGAAGUCGAAAGAGCGGUUGUUGCCUGCGAAGGUGACAUAGAAAAAGCUGCAGAAACCUUGAGGUUACCGAAGGAAGAACUGUCUUUUGCACCACCGAAGCCUGAAGAAACUGUAGAUGAUCACUCCAAAUUCCCAGUACCGAGGAUUCAACCGAGACCACCCAGUUUAUCAAAUAACAUGCUGCAACAACAACCCAGAAAGGAGGAAAAGAAUUUCAAUUAUACAAAAGCAGCCCCAGUCCCAGUGCCAAUUGGGGUUCUUCCUAAUGUGGCGCCAUCAACAAAGGCUGGCGUUGCGAAACUGGAAUGGGCUAAUCCACAACAGAUCUCAACUACAAUGGAGAAAAGAUGGACAAACGGAGGAGUAGGAGGAUCUAAUCCUUCGGUCUCUUCGUAUCCAACGGCUCCACCUAUACAGGCAAACCCAUCUGCAAAGGUGGAAGCCAGGUAUGGUUUGCUUUCGAGUGAACUGAAGCAUCUUCAGCUCGGUUCCAUUAAAGAACCUGUUGUUGUUAUGCAACGUCCAUCUCAUCAAGUAAUCAUUAAUAAUCAAAAGCAGCAGGUUGUAUCCAAUGGAAACAUAAUGAGCUCUUCUCCUCCUCCACUUCCUCCAUCUGGUGGUUGGCAUCAGAACAACAGCAAUGUAGGGGGUGGGAUGAUGAAAUCUGGAGCGAUGACUCUUCACAAUCCGAAUCCUAGUACAAGAAGUGUUAGUCCGAACAGUUUGGGGGCUAAUAAAUUGUACAGUAGUCAUCUUCAGUAUCAACAACAGCAACAGCAUCAUCAACAACAGCAGCAACAGCUUAAUAUGAUGGUUGACGGUUCGAAUCAGAUCCAGAACCAGAACCAGAAUCGAGUGAACAGUUCAUGGAACCGAAUGAUGGGUACGUCGCGAACACUUUCUGCCGCAUCCUCGCUUGGUCUGUUUUCUGGUUUGGGAUCAAAUAGUUCGUCGUCAGGUUCGUCUUCUCCAAUUGAUUGGACUACAAGCAGUUCGAUGUUCGAGCUUGAUUACGCUAGCGUGGACUGGAGUUUGGAUCGCGGUUCAAGAAGCAGUGUGGGAAUGUGGGCAGGAGGAGGUGGUGGUGGUGGUGUUGGAGGAGGGCAAAAUAGUAGUAAUAAUGGUUAUCAUCAUAAUAAUAAUCAAGGGUUGGGCGGCGGAGUUGGUGGAGUUAGGGCUGGUGGUGCGAUGAGGCAAAUGGUGGCGGCGGUGGCGAAUGGUGGGAUUUCCGAGAUGGGAGGAUUUAAAGACAAUGGAGGAGUGGCGGCAGCAACAACAACAACAACAAAGGCGGGUGGUGAAGGCGGUGGCGGUGGUUCUUCGUCUGGGGUUGGGGUUGGAGUUGGAGUUGGAGGAGGGUCUAGAGGAGAAUGGUCUUCUCCAUUUGAGGAGAAGGAUAUGUUCAGUUUAUCUAGGCAGUUUGUUUCGUCUCCUUCACUGUAGAUGAUGAUGAGAGAAUGAGAUAUGAGAGAGGUCUCUUGAAUGAAUGAAUGAAUGAAUUAAUAAAAGAAAAGAAGUUUAUCAAAACAAAAAGAGAGACCUUUGAAAUUCUGCGUUUUCUUGUUCCUUGGUUGUUGAUUAUUACAGUAUGCUCAUGUGUUGAUCAUGGUGA
Impatiens glandulifera is the source of this 2557-nucleotide messenger RNA. RefSeq lists its product as uncharacterized. The transcript is spliced from 2 exons. The coding region runs from base 238 to 2388 and encodes 716 amino acids. The record is from RefSeq and is a predicted model, not a curated record. Gene Ontology annotation, molecular function: protein binding. NCBI's taxonomy places the organism in Eukaryota, Viridiplantae, Streptophyta, Magnoliopsida, Ericales, Balsaminaceae.